Tribolium madens (black flour beetle) is the source of this 2661-nucleotide messenger RNA. RefSeq names its product pre-mRNA-splicing factor syf1 homolog (gene fand). NCBI's taxonomy places the organism in Eukaryota, Metazoa, Arthropoda, Insecta, Coleoptera, Tenebrionidae. The record is from RefSeq and is a predicted model, not a curated record. Gene Ontology annotation, cellular component: Prp19 complex; U2-type catalytic step 2 spliceosome; post-mRNA release spliceosomal complex. Gene Ontology annotation, biological process: generation of catalytic spliceosome for first transesterification step; mRNA splicing, via spliceosome. Bases 72 to 2639 code for a protein of 855 amino acids. The transcript is spliced from 3 exons. Gene Ontology annotation, molecular function: protein binding.
CGGACAAGAGCUGUCAUUUUUCUGUAUAACCUAACAUUUUCCAACGUUUUAUUUUCGUUGAUAGCGGCGCAAUGCCGGUUUCUAGCGAUGUUGUUCGCCAAGAAACCCCCAUGGAGAUCAUAUUUACUGAUGAAGACCUCCCCUACGAGGAGGAAAUCCUCCGCAACCCCUACUCCGUGAAGCACUGGCUGCGGUACAUCGAGCACAAGAAGAAGGCCCCAAAGCACGGUGUGAACAUAAUCUACGAGCGCGCCCUUAAGGAGCUCCCCGGUUCUUACAAACUCUGGUACAACUACUUGCGCACUCGGCGCCUCCAGGUGAAAAACCGCUGCAUCACUGACCCCGCCUUCGAGGACGUGAACAACGCCUUUGAACGCUCUCUCGUUUUCAUGCACAAAAUGCCGCGUAUUUGGAUGGAUUAUUGCAGUUUUCUGACCGAUCAGUGCAAAAUCACGCGGACACGGAAGGUCUUCGAUCGGGCCUUGAGGGCGCUCCCGGUGACCCAACACCACCGCAUCUGGCCCCUGUAUCUCACCUUCGUGAAAAAGCACGACAUUUCCGAGACCGCUGUGCGAAUUUUCCGCCGGUAUUUGAAACUAAGUCCCGAAAACGCGGAGGAAUAUGUCGAGUAUCUGACGGAAGUGGGGCGACUAGACGAGGCCGCUGUCGUCUUGGCUAAAAUCGUCAACGAUGAGAAUUUUGUGUCGCAACACGGGAAGUCCAAACACCAGUUGUGGAACGAGUUGUGCGAAUUGAUUUCGAAGAAUCCGGAAGAGGUGCAUUCGUUGAACGUUGAUGCUAUUAUCAGGGGGGGCUUGAGGCGGUAUACUGACCAAUUGGGGCAUUUGUGGAACUCUCUGGCUACUUAUUACGUCAGGAGCGGGUUGUUUGAAAGAGCGCGGGAUAUUUACGAGGAGGCUAUUCAGACUGUUACAACCGUGAGGGAUUUUACUCAAGUUUUUGACGCCUAUGCACAGUUUGAGGAGUUGACGUUGAGUAAGCGGAUGGAGGAGGUGGCGCAAAUGCCUAAUCCGACCGAAGACGAUGAUAUUGACUUGGAGUUGAGACUGGCCAGGUUUGAGAAUUUGAUGGAGAGGAGGUUGUUGCUGCUCAAUUCGGUGCUGCUGCGGCAGAAUCCACACAAUGUGCAGGAGUGGCACAAGCGGGUGCAGUUGUAUGAAGGCAAGCCCCACGAAAUCAUCAACACCUACACCGAAGCCGUUCAGACCGUGGACCCCAAACUCGCCGUCGGCAAACUGCACACCUUGUGGGUCGAAUUCGCGAAAUUCUACGAAACCAACAAGCAAAUCGAAGACGCUCGUCUCAUUUUUGAAAAAGCCACUCAAGUGGCAUAUGUGAAAGUGGACGAUUUAGCGACGGUUUGGUGCGAAUGGGCCGAAAUGGAGAUACGAAGCGAAAACUACGAACAAGCCCUUAAACUCAUGCACAGAGCGAGUACCAUGCCAUCGCGCAAAGUGGCCUAUCAUGACGACACUGAAACCGUUCAAGCAAGACUGUACAAAUCGUUGAAAAUCUGGUCAAUGUUGGCCGACUUGGAGGAGAGUUUUGGCACAUUUAAGUCGUGUAAAGCGGUCUACGAUCGGAUUAUUGAUCUGAAAAUUGCAACACCGCAAAUUAUCAUCAAUUAUGGCCUGUUUUUGGAGGAGAAUAAGUACUUUGAGGAGGCUUUCAGGGCGUACGAGAAGGGGAUUUCCUUGUUCAAGUGGCCGAACGUUUACGACAUUUGGAAUACUUAUUUGAGUAAGUUUUUGAAGAGAUAUGGGGGGAGUAAGUUGGAGAGGGCGCGUGAUUUGUUUGAACAAUGUUUGGAGAAUUGUCCUCCUCAAUUUGCCAAACCUCUUUAUCUCCUCUAUGCGAAGUUGGAGGAGGAGCACGGAAUGGCCCGACAUGCCAUGGCGGUGUACGAAAGGGCCACAAACGCCGUCCCUCAAGAGGAGAUGUUUGAAAUUUUCAAUAUUUACAUAAAACGGGCCGCCGAAAUCUAUGGAAUACCCAAAACCCGGCAAAUUUACGAAAAAGCCAUUGAGGUGCUUCCUGAAGAGAAAACACGCGAGAUGUGUGUCCGGUUUGCCGAUAUGGAGACGAAAUUGGGCGAAAUUGACCGAGCUCGAGCCAUAUACUCGCACUGUAGUCAAAUCUGCGACCCAAGGGUCACUACCGAGUUCUGGCAGAUUUGGAAAGAGUUUGAGGUGAGACACGGGAAUGAGGAUACUAUGAGAGAGAUGUUGAGGAUCAAGAGGAGUAUCCAAGCCAUGUACAACACUCAGAUAAAUAUGAUGUCGGCGCAGAUGUUGAGUUCGGCGGGCUCGGUGGCGGGGACUGUGGCCGAUUUGGCGCCGGGGGUCAAGGAUGGGAUGCGGCUGCUUGAGGCCAAGGCGGCCGAGAUGGCAGGGACGUCGACGGGAGUUCGGCCUGGGAAUAUUAUGUUUGUUAGAGGCGAAACUCAAGGGGAUAAUAAAGAUAAGGUUGUUAAUCCGGAUGAGAUUGAUAUUGGGGAGGAUGAGGAGGAGAAUGAGGACGAAGGGGAGGAUGUGCCGGUUGAGAAGCAGAACAUUCCGUCGGAGGUGUUUGGAGGGUUGAAGAAGAGGGAUGAGAAUGGGGAAGAGGAUGAGGGAUGAGGGGGUUAAUCUAGUAUUGAUG